AAAGAAGACGCAAAGAAGGCCAUCAAGGACUAUGUUACAAGGAUCGAGAAACAGUAUAGCACAACAAUACUGAGAUUCAGAACAGAUAGUGGUGGUGAAUACAUCAACAAGGACAGAACGAACUACUUCGAUUCACAAGGAAUAGUUCAUGAACAGACUCCCCCAUACACUCCUGAAUCUAUUGGAGUUGCAGAACGAUUCAACAGUAUGGUAACCACAAUGGUCAGGUGCAUGAUCAUGGACCAUCCUAAGUCGUUAUGCGGAGAAGCAUACGCAACAGCUGUCUAUCUCAAAAACAGGCUACCACACAGUACGCUUGAGGGAAAGACCCCCUUUGAAGCCCUGAAAGGAACCAAGCCAACUAUACAACACCUUCAACCAUUCGGUAGAAAAUGCUAUGUCCACAUCCCAGAAAACUCUAGGCCAGCAGGAAGCAAACUAGCACCCCGAGCGUAUGAAGGAAUCAUAGUUGGAUACUCAGACAGUAAUAAAAUAUACCGUAUCUGGAUAGAAACACAACAUAGGGUAAUUGAAAGUCGGGACGUCACAUUCCCCCCUCCUGAAUCAGGGGAAGUCUCAGUGGAACUCGACUUCAUCCCCAGCCUGAAACCAGAAAUGACAAAUGCACCAUCAGACGACGGAUACGAAUCAGAAGACAGGUCUGAUCCAGAACCUGAGUCAAAUGCAAUCGAAGAGAACCGUACAGAAAUGCCAGGAUUGUUCCCGGAAUCACCGGAACAGGUUAGACAACCACCACCGGCUACACCACACAAGGGAAAAGAACCUUCCAUACCUAUGGGACAACCGCGAGACCCAAGAAAUAACUGGGAGACAAUUCCAGCACCAGUUGUACCAUUCAAAGGCUUCAAAGGAAAACCACUUGCCUCAACGAUACCCAAAGGGUACAUUGAAUCAAUUAGAGAGGACGGUCCAAUGGAUGAAGGCGAACAACAAGCUAUGAUUAAAGAAUUCAAAGCCGACAUUAUAAAAGCCAGAAAGCAUCUUGACCUAGAAUACCAAGAUGUAUCCAAUGAACCGGCAAUCUACCGUGUACACCUUGUAACCGAAACUUCAACCUAUAAUCAAGCCAUGAACAGCGAUGAUCAACACCUAUGGAAAAAGGCGAUAAAGACUGAGAAAGACGCCCUAGACAAAGCCCAUACGUGA
Morchella sextelata is the source of this 1167-nucleotide messenger RNA. RefSeq lists its product as uncharacterized. Lineage: Eukaryota; Fungi; Ascomycota; Pezizomycetes; Pezizales; Morchellaceae. Gene Ontology annotation, molecular function: nucleic acid binding. The transcript has 2 exons. The record is from RefSeq and is a predicted model, not a curated record. The annotation marks the transcript as partial. Gene Ontology annotation, biological process: DNA integration.